GUGUGUUUUAAUGGGGAUCAGACUUAAAGUGAAGUAUAGAGAUGAAGUCUCUAGUUUUCUUGGGGCUUUUGGCCCUUGCAUGGGCAACCACUCUCAAAAAACCCGUCUACAAUACACAAGAACCGGUGUACCCAACUGAAGAGUUCUUGCAACAGCAGAAGAUUGUUUAUCAAUUAUUCCAAUAUGUGUACCAACCCAACUAUUUGCCUGAAUACGAAAAGAUUGGUUUAACUUACAACCUCGAGGAGAAUUUGCAAGGAUACAGCAACCCGAAAUAUGUACUUGAUUUCUUGAGUAACUACCAGGUUGGUAGUUUACCGAAAGGACAAGUAUUUUCCAUCUUCUACGACAAGCACCAAAAUGAAGCGAUCGCUUUCUUCAGGGUUUUAUACAGCGCUGUUGAUUUCGAAACUUUCUACAAAACCGCCGUUUGGGGAAGGAUGCACUUGAAUGAGGGUCUUUACAUCUACUCUCUUUCGGUUGCUUUGGUCCACAGACCCGAUACCUGGAAUCUCGAGUUACCACCGAUCUACGAAAUCUACCCAUUCUAUUUCUACAACUUCAACGUGUUCAGAUUAGCCGAACAAAAGACUGGAUAUUAUUUUGGAAACUACCCAACAACUUCUAAAUACCAAUACUACUUUGGAAAGUAUUUGCAAAACCAACAAUACCCAUAUGGGCAAUUGUAUGAAAGAUUCGGUCAACAACCAUGGUUCCAAAUGAGCAAAACCACCCCGUUCACUCAACAAUAUUUACAGAAAUACGGACAAUACCCGUGGUUCUCCAAAUACGAGCAAUCCAAUCCAGUUUAUGGAAGAUAUAUGGAAUCGAUUGAAACUCCCCAGCCAUGGUCGUUCAAAUACGAACAAUCUUACCCAUACCAAUAUGCCAAAAAACAAUUCCCAACUCAAUACGUUCCAUACAACCAAUACCAACAAAGUUACCCAUACGUACCACAACCCGAACAAUACUAUCAACAAUACAGCAAACAAUAUGGAAAAUCAUACCCAUGGAAUCAAGUACCAACUCAAUACACUCCAUACAGCCAACAAUACUACCAAAAAUACAACCAAUAUCCAACUCCAUACGGACCACAAAUUGAGCAAUACCAAAAAUUGAGCAAACUCCCAUGGUUCUCCUUCGAAAAAUACGGAAAGUCAUACCCAUGGAAUCAGGUUCCAUCUCAAUACAUCCCAUACAGUCAACAAUACUACCAAAAAUACAACCAAUAUCCAUCUUAUCAAUACCCAUACGAACCACAAAGCGAACAAUAUUACCAACAAUCCACCAAGCUCCCAUGGUUGUUAUCCGAGAAAUAUGAAAAAUCUUACCCAAUGAACCAAGUACCAACCCAAUACACUCCAUACAAUCAACAAUAUUUCCAAAGAUACAACCAAUUCCCAUCUCAAUAUAUGCCUCAAUCUAAAUAUAUGCCCGAACCUGAAUACAGGCCAUAUUCUCCCGAAUACAUCUCAACCUACGAGAAAUACCCAUAUUUCCAACAAAGAUACCCAUACAUGGAACAAAAAUCGACUCCAUUCCCCCCAUCUUACUACCAAAAAUACGUAGAAGAACCGAUGCCCGAAUCUUUCAGGCCAUAUUCUCAACAAUAUUACCAAAAAUACCAACAAUACCCAUAUUUCCAAAUGAACAAGCAAUUCACCAAACCGAUGCCGUUCGUGAACAGCCCACUCUACCAAAAAUCAAUCUUCAAAUACACCCCAUCUCAAUCUGAGAUAUUCCAAAAAAUCCAGUAUUCUCAAGUACCACAAGAAGUUCCGGAAUUCUACCAGGAGAGAGAAAAGAUACCACUUGAAUACUAUCAACAAGGAAUUUUAAUCACAGCUAAUUUCACCAACUUCAACGCCCAAUUCAACCCGGAAUACCAAUUAUCUUAUUUCACCCAAGAUAUUGGAAUGAACGCUUUCUACUAUUACUACCACAUUUAUUUCCCAUUCUGGAUGAAGAACGAAGAAAUCGCCUUUAAUACUCAAAGACGUGGUGAACAAUUCUAUUACAUUUACCAACAACUCUUGGCUAGAUACAACCUCGAACGUAUUUCUAACGGACUCGGUGAAAUCCCACUUUUGCAAUAUGAACAAGGAGUUCCAGUUGGUUUCCGCACCCCAAUGAUGUACCCCAAUGGAAUGCCAUUCCCAGAAAGGCCGGAUCAUUCUCCAUUUGAAUACUAUCAAGGACCAGCUUAUUAUGAUAACGAUACUUUGAGUUUGUUAAACAUUAAAUUGUACGAAAGGAGGCUUUUGGAUGCUAUCGAUUCUGGAUUUGUUUUAACUAGGGAUGGAAGAUUUAUUUCUAUUUUUGAACCGCAAGGUUUUGAAAUUUUGGGCAAUUUGAUUCAAGCUAACCCCGAAUCUCCCAAUGCAAGGUAUUACGGACCUAUUCUAGUCUUCGCUAGAUACCUUCUUGGACACUCAAAUUAUCCUCUCAAUCAAUACUACAUCAACCCAUCUGUGAUGGAACAAUACGAAACUUCCCUCCAUGAUCCAGCAUUCUAUCAACUCUACAAAGUUAUGAUCUACUAUUUCCAAAGAUUCAAGCAAUACAUGCCGAUGUACACCGAACAAGAACUCUUAUUACCAGGUGUUAAAAUCCAAGAUGUUAAAGUUGACAAAUUGACCACUUAUUUCGACUAUUUCUACACUGACAUCUCCAACAUCAUGCACAGCAAGGGACCAGUUGAAGAUAUCCCAAUUCAAGUCAGACAAUAUAGAUUGAACCACAAACCAUUCAACUAUUACAUGAAUGUUAUGAGUGAGAAACCAUAUGAAGCCGUUGUCAGAGUUUUCUUGGGACCAAAAUACAGCGUUAAUGGAGAACCUAUUGAUAUCAACAAGGAUAGAAUGAGUUUCGUUGAAUUAGACAAAUUCCAAUACACCUUAGUACCAGGACUUAACACCAUCGAAAGAAACUCGAGGGAAUUCUACGGUUACGUUCCAGAACGUAGCACAUACAAGGAACUUUUCAUGCAAUUGGUUAACUACCAAACUCCAAUUCAAUAUAGCCCAAGAGUUUACUGGGGAUUACCACAAAGAAUGAUGCUUCCUAAGGGUACUCAACAAGGCCAAGAAUACCAAAUGUACUUCUUGAUCACCCCAUACCAACCAGUUGAGAAGGUUUUGCCAAGAAGCUACCUUGGAAACAGACCACACUUGUACUGGGACCGCACCUUCGACAAACUCCCAUACGGGUAUCCAUUCGACAGACCCAUUGAUGAAAGCGUUUUCUACGUUCCAAACUCUUACUUCAAGGAUGUCGUCAUCUACAACGAAUUCACCCCCGAAUUCUCCGGGGAAUACCCAUACACCCCAUUCUAUGAGAACUAUUAAGUUCUCAUUGGGUUGUCCAGAAUGAUGAUUAUUUGAUUUGAUCGCAAUUUGUUAUUAUGGUUUUAUUUUAAAAUAAAUAGAAAUAUCGCAUGGUUAA
This is a messenger RNA of Onthophagus taurus, 3444 nucleotides long. Its product is annotated as arylphorin subunit alpha-like. Lineage: Eukaryota; Metazoa; Arthropoda; Insecta; Coleoptera; Scarabaeidae. The record is from RefSeq and is a predicted model, not a curated record.